Molecule: messenger RNA, 1576 nt
Organism: Tinamus guttatus (white-throated tinamou)
Lineage: Eukaryota; Metazoa; Chordata; Aves; Tinamiformes; Tinamidae
Source: RefSeq, a predicted model, not a curated record
AUAUAAACGAGUGCUGGAACUACCCCGGGCGCCUGUGUCAGCACACGUGUGAGAACACGCCUGGCUCCUACCACUGCACUUGCUCUUCUGGCUUCCGCCUGUCCUACGAUGGGAAGCACUGCGAAGAUGUGAACGAAUGUGAUACAAGUCCCUGCAGCCAGGAGUGUGCCAAUGUUUACGGUUCCUAUCAGUGCUACUGCAGGCAAGGUUUCCAGCUAGCAGAAGAUGGGCAUUCAUGUAAAGAUAUCGAUGAGUGCACACAGAGUGCAGGCAUCCUUUGUACUUUCCGCUGCGUGAACGUUCCUGGCAGUUAUCAGUGCGCCUGUCCCGAGCAGGGAUACACCAUGGCAGCAAAUGGACGAACUUGCCGAGAUAUCGACGAGUGUGCCAUCGGGACCCACAACUGCUCCGCUGCCGAGUCCUGCUACAACAUCCAGGGCAGCUUCCGCUGCCUGUCCUUCGAGUGCCCGGCCAACUACCGCAAAGUCUCCGACAUGAGGUGUGAGCGCAUCAGCUGUUUUAAUUACCUGGACUGCCAAAACACUCCCGUGCGCAUUACCUACUACCAGCUGAACUUCCAAACCAACAUCGUGGUCCCAGCUCAUAUCUUCCGUAUUGGCCCGUCACCCGCCUACGCUGGGGACAACAUCAUCCUUACCAUCAACAAGGGAAAUGAGGAGAACUACUUCAGCACCAGGAGGCUCAACUCCUACACGGGUAUCGUCUAUCUCCAGCGACAAGUGAAGGAGCCUAAAGACUUUUUAUUAGAUGUAGAAAUGAAACUGUGGCGUCAGGGAACAUACACCACUUUCCUUGCCAAAAUUUACAUAUUCAUCACAGCUCAUGCAUACUGAGGCGUGUAUUGACAUUGGAGUUUAUUGGUGCUAUGCUCUUUACCUGCUCUACCAAAGCUUUAUACUGUUGAACUGGCAUUUUAUAUAUUUAGCCUUUAUAUUAUUUUUCUAUCAUUGCUACAAACUUUUUUUAAACUGUUGUGUAAAUUAAGUUAAUUUUUAUCUUUUUUUGGUUGUCUGUUUUCUUACAUAAUUCUUUACAUCAUCGUUUGACAAUGAGCGAGGAAGGGUUUGAAAGGCAGUACAUGUGUUGUAUGCUGGAACAUUUUCUUAGAAAUUAUUUUUUGCCUUAGUCACAUCUGCAGGGUGUUGCACUAGAAAGGAGAGAUGUUCACUUGGGAGUACUGGUUUUUGCCACUGACUAAGGGAAAAAUCCUUGAGCAAUUUCUCUUUACCACCAAAACUCAUGGUCUGACAUAGCCACCAACAUCCCGGAGUUUCUCUGCAUUCAGAUGCGGUGUUGAAGGCUGCGUGUGUACACUGAUGGUUAGCUCACCUCAUAUUAAAGGUUUAUUUUCCUCCUUCUAGCUUUUUUAAUAUGUCAUCUAAAAAUAUGUAUGAAUAAAAGAAAACUCCACCAGUGGACAAGCCUAUGAUUGAGUCUUGCUUUAGUAGGACUACUCAUAUGCUUAAUGUUAAAUGUUUGCAAGACCAAGGUCUUGAAAGAACGUCAUGCUUUAGGGUAGAAGCUGGUACUGCCUUUUGUAGUAGUCACCUCUAUA